AUGCCAGCAGAAUCUUUACGUAACAAUGAAUCAAAUAGUAAACGUAAAUUAAAGAAUAAAAUACCAAAACGAUUACGUCGUAAAAAUAAACAAAAUGAUAUUAACAAUGAAGAAAAUACAACAAAUGAUGUUCCAAAGACGGAUCAUAUACCAUUAACAAAACAAAAUACUAUUCAAGAAAAUGCUCUUCGUUCAUCAAACAUUUCACCUUCCAAAAUAGAUAAUAAUCCAGUAGCUGUAUCAAUGGAUGAAACAUCAGUGCAUUAUUGGAAGUAUUGUACGAAGAAAGCAUUGGAUGUUCUUGAAAAACAAGCAUUUAAUCGACGUCAAUUCUUAAUUGAAAGACAUCAAGAACGUAUCGAUAGUAUACAAUGUUUACUUAGUCAACGUGAACAAAUUAAUACAUUAACUGAAGAAAAUCAUUCGAUGUCUCAAUUACUCGAUUCUUUACGUAAUGAAAUACGUACAAAAGAUGAAAAUAUAAAAAGUCUUGAAGAAAAACUUCAUGAUCGUGAUGGUCUUAUUCGUGAUAAUGAAUAUUUACGUGUACAAUUACAAUUAAUCGAACAAAAAUUUCAACGUAUUACUAUUGAAUAUAGUAAAAAAAUGGAAGAAAAUCAUCAACAUGAAGAUGAAUAUAAUGAACGAAUUCAAUCAUUAAUUGAUGAAAUUGAACGUAUAAAACGUGAUCUUGUCUUAGAAGAAUAUCGAAAACAAGAAGCCGAAAGAAAAGUACGUUAUUAUGAAGAUAAAAUAAAAAUUGAACAAAAUUUAAAUAAAAAAAUUCAACAAGAUUUAAGUCAAUUAAAACAAGAAUUAAAAUCAAUUCAUAUUCGAUAUGAUUCAUUACAAAUUGAAAUGCUUGCUAUGCAUAAAGCAAAUAAUAAUGAUAUGUCUUUAAUACCAACAAAAGAUACGAAUGAAAAUGAAUGGCCAAAAAAACGUACAAUCAAUCAUGAUAUUGAUGAACAAUUGGAAGUUAAACGAUCAAAACGAAAGACUCGAGAUCGAACAAUAUCAUCAGCAAGUACAACGAGUAAAAAUCAUCUACCGACAAUGACUCUUACAGAAGCUAGUCCAUCAAAUGAUCAAGACAUAUUAAUUGAAAAAAAUUCAGCACAAUUAUUAAUUCCACCAUCAGCUAGUGCAACAUCGGAUAGUAAUACAUCUAUAACCGAUUCUCAAGAUACAAGCUGUGAAUCACAAACAAUAAGAGCACGAACAAAAAAACAAAGUCGUUAUCCAUGUCGACGCGCACAACGGCCAGUCAAAUUAAUUGAUACUAGUGAUCAAGUAUAA
Rotaria sp. Silwood1 is the source of this 1299-nucleotide messenger RNA. The record is from the annotation of a GenBank genome assembly. NCBI's taxonomy places the organism in Eukaryota, Metazoa, Rotifera, Eurotatoria, Philodinida, Philodinidae.